This is a messenger RNA of Hippopotamus amphibius kiboko, 10344 nucleotides long. RefSeq names its product apoptosis resistant E3 ubiquitin protein ligase 1 (gene AREL1). Gene Ontology annotation, biological process: negative regulation of apoptotic process; positive regulation of protein catabolic process; proteasome-mediated ubiquitin-dependent protein catabolic process. Gene Ontology annotation, molecular function: ubiquitin-protein transferase activity. Bases 502 to 2973 code for a protein of 823 amino acids. NCBI's taxonomy places the organism in Eukaryota, Metazoa, Chordata, Mammalia, Artiodactyla, Hippopotamidae. The record is from RefSeq and is a predicted model, not a curated record. The transcript has 20 exons.
AGCCCCAAGCCGGUUCCCAGCCCUGGCCGGGAUCUGUGCUGGGUUCUCUUGAGGGGGAGGGUCGAGGGUCGGUUUUCUGCUGGUGCUGCCGCCUCCUCUCAGGGUAGCAGAGCUGGGACUUCGCCGUGCUGCAUCCCCUGCUCGGGGUAGGAUCCUGAGACAGCAGAACAGAUGCACCCGUUGACAGCUGAUCGCUCUCUGCACUAGAGAGAAGUCCAGGGAUGAUAUAUUUUAGGAUUGUAUUUCUCCACUCUGGAAUUCAUGCAGUUCAUUCCAGAAACAUUGACCCUCUGCUUCCAUGACAUACCCUCACUGAAGGUCUGCUGGACAGACACUUUCAACUUUGCAGCUGUUUUAUUUCAUGUGGAAGUUGGAAGACAAAGUAGCUAAAAGUUAUCUGCUUUGGUGAAUAGACGUGCUCCCCUUGGUUCUCAGAACAUGGGCCCUCGUUUAAAGCUGCAGCUGUGAUCCUCGGCUGUCUGUUGGCAUUGAAGGGACCUGAUGUUUUACGUUAUUGGUGGCAUCACAGUGUCUGUGGUUGCAUUCUUCUUCACAAUUAAGUUCCUCUUUGAGCUUGCCGCACGUGUAGUCAGCUUCCUCCAGAAUGAGGACCGUGAACGCCGAGGGGACCGGACUAUAUAUGACUACGUGCGGGGAAAUUACCUGGAUCCCCGGUCUUGCAAAGUCUCCUGGGAUUGGAAGGACCCCUAUGAGGUGGGCCACAGCAUGGCCUUCCGAGUGCAUUUAUUCUAUAAGAAUGGGCAGCCCUUCCCCGCACAUCGGCCUGUAGGACUAAGAGUUCACAUCUCUCACGUUGAGCUAGCUGUGGAAAUUCCAGUGACCCAGGAAGUCCUCCAGGAGCCCAGUUCCAACGUGGUCAAGGUGGCCUUCACUGUGCGCAGGGCCGGCCGGUACGAAAUCUCAGUGAAGCUUGGUGGAUUAAACGUGGCCUAUAGUCCCUACUACAAGAUUUUUCAGCCUGGAAUGGUGGUUCCUUCCAAGACCAAAAUCGUGUGCCAUUUUUCUACUCUCGUGUUGACCUGUGGGCAGCCACACACUCUUCAAAUAGUGCCCCGAGAUGAAUAUGACAACCCUACCAACAAUUCCACGUCCCUGAGAGAUGAGCGCAGUUACAGUCUGUCCAUUCACGAGCUCGGUCCUCAGGAAGAAGAGAGCACUGGUGUCUCAUUCGAGAAGUCAGUGACAUCCAACCGCCAGACCUGCCAGGUGUUCUUGCGGCUCACCCUGCAUUCUCGAGGCUGCUUCCAUGCCUGCAUUUCAUACCAAAACCAGCCAAUCAAUAAUGGCGAAUUUGACAUUAUUGUCCUCAGUGAGAACGAGAGGAAUAUUGUGGAACGCAACGUGUCCACCUCAGGAGUGAGUAUUUACUUUGAAGCUUAUCUGUAUAACGCUGCCAACUGCACCAGCACGCCGUGGCACCUCCCGCCCAUGCACACGAGCUCUGCCCAGCGCCGGCCCUCUACGGCUCUGGAGGAGGAAGAUGAAGACUCGCCCUCUGAGUGUCACACCCCUGAGAAGGUGAAGAAACCGAAGAAGGUGUACUGCUACGUGUCACCAAAGCAAUUCUCAGUGAAGGAGUUCUACCUGAAAAUCAUUCCCUGGCGCCUUUAUACCUUCCGAGUGUGCCCAGGAACAAAAUUUUCAUACCUUGGCCCUGACCCUGUCCAUAAGCUGCUCACACUGGUGGUGGAUGAUGGCAUUCAGCCUCCUGUGGAGCUAAGCUGUAAGGAGAGGAACAUCCUAGCGGCCACGUUCAUCCGCUCACUGCAUAAGAACAUAGGAGGCUCUGAGACCUUUCAGGACAAGGUGAACUUUUUCCAGCGAGAGCUUCGGCAGGUACAUAUGAAAAGACCACAUACCAAAGUCACCCUGAAGGUCAGCAGACAUGCCUUGUUGGAAUCGUCUCUGAAAGCCACUCGGAAUUUCUCCAUCUCAGAUUGGAGCAAGAACUUUGAAGUGGUUUUCCAGGAUGAAGAAGCUCUGGACUGGGGAGGGCCUCGCCGGGAAUGGUUUGAGCUAAUCUGCAAAGCACUAUUUGACACCACCAAUCAGCUCUUCACCCGAUUCAGUGACACCAACCAGGCAUUAGUGCAUCCCAACCCUAAUCGCCCCACUCAUCUGCGCCUAAAGAUGUAUGAGUUUGCAGGGCGCCUGGUGGGCAAGUGUCUCUAUGAGUCCUCUCUAGGAGGAGCCUACAAGCAGUUGGUCCGAGCUCGCUUCACCCGUUCUUUCUUGGCCCAGAUCAUAGGACUACGUAUGCAUUACAAGUACUUUGAAACGGAUGACCCAGAAUUCUACAAAUCUAAAGUUUGUUUCAUCCUCAACAAUGACAUGAGUGAGAUGGAGCUGGUCUUUGCAGAAGAGAAAUAUAACAAAUCAGGUCAAUUGGACAAGGUUGUAGAACUUAUGACCGGUGGAGCUCAAACCCCAGUCACCAACGCAAAUAAAAUCUUCUAUUUAAACUUGCUGGCCCAGUAUCGGCUGGCCAGUCAAGUGAAAGAGGAGGUGGAACAUUUCCUAAAAGGCCUGAAUGAGUUGGUCCCUGAGAACCUUUUGGCUAUUUUUGAUGAGAAUGAGCUUGAGCUGCUGAUGUGUGGGACUGGAGAUAUCAGUGUGUCUGACUUCAAAGCCCAUGCAGUGGUCGUUGGUGGCUCAUGGCAUUUCAGAGAAAAAGUCAUGAGGUGGUUUUGGACCGUGGUAUCCAGUUUGACGCAGGAGGAGUUGGCUCGGCUGCUUCAGUUCACAACAGGCUCGUCUCAGCUACCACCCGGAGGCUUUGCUGCCCUCUGUCCCUCAUUCCAGAUUAUUGCUGCUCCGACCCAUAGCACGCUACCAACUGCACACACAUGUUUCAACCAGCUGUGCCUCCCUACGUACGACUCAUAUGAAGAGGUGCACAGGAUGCUGCAGCUGGCCAUCAGCGAGGGCUGCGAGGGCUUUGGCAUGCUCUGACCACUCUCCUGCCAUCCUCUUGGCCCCCGUGCCUUGUAGAGCAUCUGGGUACACGUAACAGACAUAACCACUGAGCCUGACAUACACAAACCAUCAGCCAGAAGCUGCUGCAUGCUCUCCAGUGUCUGGAGUAUUCAGUCACCUACAAACCUUGUCAUUCCCUUGCCCCCUCCUUUCCCAUCCCCCCCCCCCCAACCCCCAGGCCACUUUGGCAGGUACAUAAUCUGAGCGAUUCGCUCAGUCACGAGAGGAGGGCUGUGCUGCUGUGCUUGCACUUGGUUCUUAGAAGAUCUCAGUAGUGGGAGUGGCACUGGACUACCUCUCAUGGUGACUAAUGGCAUGAAAGGAUCUUUUUUUGUGGUGUUAGAACUGGAAAAGGCGCUUUCCUUGCAAGCGUUUCUGGAAAUGAUCAUUAAUCCAUAAAGAAGAACUCCCUAAUAAGCUUUUUCUUGGAUAUAAGCCCAUGAGACAGACAGACCUAAGAAUGUGAAAGAGAGCUGGGCUGUUGCCUCCAGUGCUGAAUGUGACUCUCCUUUAGGGCUAUAGGGCAUGUCUAGGCACGUGGCUGGCUCGAAGACUACUGAAGCUUGUCCCUGAGUUUGUUCUUUACACUGAGGUGUGUCUCAGCCUGGCUACUCACCUCCAACUUAUGCAGUCUGCUAAGAGCUGGGGAUUCUUUAGAUUUUUACUGAAAGAAAAUUUUGGAGCCAGAGAUUGGGACAGCAUGCCACUGAUCCCUGGUCUUCUCUUUGCUUGGUGUUCCCUGGCAGCGCUAAGGCAAGGGAAAAGGGGUCAGUAAUUUAAUUGCUUCUCACAGGUCCUUAGGGCCAGGAUGCAGGGAACACGCAUAGAUGAGAUACGUCAGAUGAAAAACACCUAGCUGUCCCAGUUACUUCCUGUCACUCCAUCAGUUUACCAGCAAGGGCAACUAAGGAGGGAGGAAGAUAUAUUAGGUUCACUGUUACGUGAUGAUUGAAGAGAACCUGCAGCUGUUUCUUGGAAGAUGACAGCAACCUUUUUCAUUACGAUUUGAAUGAAGACAUUUUCAAGACUCAAAAUCUCAUUGAAUUCCCAAAUUUCUGUUGCUAAGAAGGCUUUGCUGUAAGCUACCAUUCCCAGUGGGGCAUUUGACUCUGAGAAUAUUAACAAGCCAUCUUUAUUGCCAAAACCAGCAAGUACAAAGAGUCCAGAGAUGAGGCGGGACUUGUGGCAAUGCCUUGGCCUCCUGGAAGCACGUCUGAGCCCUCCUGUUCCCAGGGAUCAUGAGAAACAAGCCUUCCUGAGCUGCUACAGUUCCUGCCUGACCUCACUUCUUCGCAGUUGUCAUUUGUCCUCCUUGGCAUGGGUGCUGACCUCACUCAUCCUUGGGGUCUAGGAUCCAGCAUCAGGGCCUCUGUACCCCAGGGUCCUCCAUGCCACAUGGUCACUGCUCUCCUCAGGGACCAGGACAGGGUGCUGCUGCCUGCCCCGGUGUUUUCCCAUGGGAUAUGCACAGGCAAGUUUCAUCAUCCCAGGGAAACACGAUGCUGCCCCUUGGGCCCAGAGAGGGUUUCCAGCUGGGGCACAUGGGCUGGUUCUGCUGUCUUUGGCCAUUGUUCUUCUUCUGGAUUCUGCAUUCUCCCCUCCAGAGACUGUUGCUGGAGUUCGAGUUGAUUUUCUUGGCUAGAUAUGUCCUUUUAAGCUCUAGUCAUAGCACUUUUCAGAGCAUCCUGGGUACCAUUGCAGUGCAGCUUCAUCUUGCUGUGGUCCCUAGCCCCAGGGUCUUCGUUUAACAAAACCCUUUGGUACUGUUGUGGUUUUCUAUUCUUCCAGUUUAUUCUCUCCUAACUAUUCAAAAGUAUCUUUGCUCUUUUGGCUUUUCCUUUGACCUUUUUUUCUAAUCCUGCUUUGAAACUAGCCAUUGUGGGGAGAGGUACACCAUGUCUGAGAGAAGGAAAAGCGUCUGUUCCUUCUUGAGCCGUUUUCUAUUCACGUUUCUUAUUUUGGCCAGUUCUUUUAUUUAUGCCCUUGUGGCCCAGGUACCUGGGGAGUCAGCUAACCUCCUGGCCUUUUAGUCUCUUCAAAGGAGACCAGGCACCAAGUGAACACCAAGGAAGUUGUUGGCAUGUUUCUAGAACUUCAGCAGAGACCAAGCCCUGCUGCAAAUUUGUCAGGCCAGACAAAAGGACCAGACAGUUGCAGCAAUAGUGUAAAUAUUUUGUACAGUAAAUAAAUGAAUGUUUAAAAGGACUAAGGAGCAAGUGACUGCUUUACGUGAUGAUUCAGGGCUUAAAUUGGAGGUGGGGAAGGAAAAGAAAAAUUUAGGGAUGUUUUUGCAUUUCCUCAGUAAUCCCUUCAGAAGCAGUCUGCUUGGGGUUAAAUGUACUCCCAGAGACCUGGCCUGGCCUGGUCCUUCUUGCCCUUUCACCCUUCCCUGAUUGCUGUCCAUGGUGCCAGGCAGGGCCGUGGUGCUUGCUUGCACAGAGCGCCAACGGCUGGGACAAGUGCUUGUGCUCAGCUGCAGAAGAAGAAACAAGUUUGGCAAAAACAGAGGAUGUUUGUUCACAUCAGUCUUUUGAACAUUAAUUAGUUGUUGUUUUACUACAUAAGAAACUCAGUGUAGAAAAUUUGGAAAUUAAAAAAAAGUACAAGGAAGUGUUACUUGCCAUCUAGAGGGAAUAACACUUUGGUGGAUGGCCCUCUUACUUUCACGUAAUCACACAUGUAUUUCUCAGUGUGCCCUCGACCCUCCCACAAGUGCUUUAGGUGUGGCAAACAAAAACCCUGCUCCUCAAAAGUUUUUUGGUGGCAGGUGGGAACAAUUCUUUUCCAACCACAGAUAAGCUUGGCAGAAGGAAAAAACCAGACCUCUGAUUUGGGGCUUGUAGGAAAAGUGUUAGGGACCCUGGCUUUCUUGGGGAAGUAAUCAUGAUGUCUUUGUACAUUGGUUCCCAUUCUGGGAAUCAAAAUGAAAUCUCCUUUAUAACUGUUUUUUUUUUUUUUUUUGGUUUUCUUUUUUGUCAUUUUUUUGUUUGUUUUUGUUUAGUUUGUUUGUCUUUUUUGUUUUGGCCACACCACAUGCCCUGUGGGGUAUUAGUUCCCCAAGCAGGGAUCGAACCAGGACCUGGCAGUGAAAGCAUCUCCUAACCACUGGACCACCAGGGAAUUCCCCUGUAAUAAUUUUUAAAGUAUAGAUUUUUUUUCUCCCCACCCCCACCUCCCAGACCCAGUGAAUUGGAAUCUUAACUUAAAAAUUACUCCUUUAGAGCGCAUUCAGUCUACUCCCAGCUCAUCAAGUUCUCCUGAGUGGUAUGAGAUGUCUAAAACACAGAAAACAAAAUUCUGCCCCUCCAACUUUACACUUUUAGGUUAUUUAACAGUCUUAAAUUUUUUAUACUUGCUGCUCUUGUGGCUUUGAAUGGGUCACUAUGAACAUUCACCACUGAGUGAUUUCAUCCCAUUGUGAAGUUAUUCUUAAGACUCAAGAAUUGUUCUUGAAUUAACACAAUAAAACACUGCCUUCAGCUUCUCAUGCACUGUUACCUCUGAGCCACUGCAGCUCGAACUCUGAGACCUCUGCCUGACCACACUUCUCUUAGGACACAGUAGAGGUUCUCCAGCAGGUGGCUUGACCAGAGAGAGCUCCUUACCUCUGCUUUGGCUUCACUCUUAGACUCUCAGACAUAAUAAGGCCGGCUCUGGGUAUCCUGUAGUUCUUCCAUUUAAAAAUGAAUAAUUCCUUCUUUUAUUUUGAGAUGAAUAUAUAUACACAUUAUAUAUACACACUUAAAAAAGGCAUACAGGCAUGUACAGUUUAACAAUUACAAGGGAAACGCACCUGUAACCACCAUCCAGGAAAGAAAGAAAACGUGACAGCACUGCCGAGCAGGUCUCCUACCCUUCUAGAGGUAACUCUUCCGGACUUUUAAGGUAAUUGUUUCAUCAAUUCCCUUUUCAAACAGCCUGUCCUAGAAAUCACAGUGGGGACGGGGGAAAAGAGCCUAUGUGGUCUCUUGAUACAAUGUUUGCGAAGGGCAGUUUCUCCGUGGUGAUUACUGUCCCUCACAAUUAGUUUAAAAAGUCUUCUGGAACCAUUGUUGCCCCAUGAGAAUCCAGUUCCAAUUCCUGAUGCCGAGUCUGAUGAAUCAUAUUCAGAGACCACCAGAUCUCUCUGCAGAGGUUUUCCCCCAGAUAUUCUAAAUCGGAUACCCCUUUGCCUUGAUACCCUGAAGAGGUUUUGUGGGCUGAUCUCCCGUGAUCAUGGUUCUCCCCGCUGGGCAGCAGCAGGUUCUCGAGUAGCAUAUAAGUGAAGUAGUAUUGAAAAUGACUUGGUACUAAACGGUACCCAAAAUCGUGGGAUGGGCUAGUAUUCUGAUUCAGAGAACUGAAUCUGUGCAGAUUCUAACAGAAAGCCACCCCAAAGUUCUUGGAGGGGUUAGGUUUUUGUUUGGAGUGCAAAGGGAGGGCAUUUAGAAAUCUGCAGGGGCUGUGGUGACGUUCUUGGUCCACAUGUGGUAGAGAGGUGCUGCUAGUUGGGAUAUGCCUUGCUAUGAAUACCUUCCUCACCCUCCAGAUUCAAUUAACUAAUGUUUCUUGCAUACGAACACUUCGUGGUGGCCACCGCAGGGACCUGGUUCUCUGUGGUGAACUCGGGUGUGGUCUCUACAAGAUGCUCAGUGAAUUCCUGGUGAGGUGAUACAGAGGACACAGCCUCUUUCCAGAAGUCAGAGACUCCUCUGCUAUAGUUCUUUUGAUACGGCAUCAAAGGUGGCUUUAGCAAAGUUGUCCAGGUUGUCAGUAGGGUCCUGGCUUGUUAAUACAAGCCAGCAGCCACAGCUUCUUUUUUUUUUUUUUUUUUCUUCGGCGGGAUCUUCCUGGAGCUGGGAUCGAACCCGUGACCUCUGCAUUGUCAGGCGGAUUCUUAACCACUGCGCCACCUAGGAAGCCCCUGCCACAGCUUCUUAAACACAAGGUGGAGACAAUGUUGAUAUGUCUAGGGGCAGGGAUCAAACACACUAGCACAGAACCAUAGUAUCUAGUCACCUUGUAAGAACAGUGAGGGGCUCGCUCCCCUUGUAGUCUUCUUUCAGGGAGAUGAUGGAUGAUUUAUCCAGGGUGAAGCCUGUGGGUGUGGUUGCUACUUGGAGCCCCCAGUUAGCAGGCCAGUGUGGCCUUUGUAGUCUUUGAUGGCCACAGAUGCCUUAAACCAUGUUUGGCUGGCCAACAAGGCAACUUUCUGAGUGAGCAAGGUCUUAGGACCUCAUCUCUUCGGGGUGACUCUAGGAAGAAGUCAGUCUUGGAUUACUCAAGGAGCUAGGUGAGGAUAUACAUUUCUUUUAUAAACUUCACUGUGUCCUAGACCAGGUGGCUCCUCCUGAUGACAGGAACCUACUUGUAUCCUAUGUUUCUAACUCCAGGGCCCCUGGGCCUCCAGCCUCCCCUGUGGGACAGGCAUCGCCUGUCAUUUGGCCUUUUCUCGAAGAAGUUGCCCUUGAAUGCUUUUGCAUCAAGUGUGCAGAAUGGAACCCUCAAAGGGUAGAGAGCCAUGAAUUGAUGAGCUUGAACAUUCAUAUUUUUUUUUUAACUCCCAUGGUUCAACCUUGAGCAGGACAAUCUUUCAGUAUUAGUUCUCUGACCGGCAAAAUGAUGCUGUUAACUAAAUAAAAUUGACUAAUAACUUGGAGCCCUUGGAAAAGGUUUGCUGUGUAUAUAGUGUGCGUGAUACCAUGUUGAUUAUGGUGUAGGGCCCUGGUAACUUCUACAGCAGGAGACUACAUGGACCUGGGGGCAGUAGGGGCUGCUAGAGUGGAUGACUGGUAUGGGGUGGGGCUCUUUUCCCACCUUGCCAUGUCCAGGCAGGCCAGAGGGAAUGGGUGUUCAGGACACCUAGUCCAAACACCUGUGAAGAAGACCCCAGGUCAGAAGAGAACACCUCUCUCUCCUUCAUAUGACCCUCCAAAGGCCAGAGGAAGUAUUUGAGGGGACUGCAUCUCAAGUCAUGUCAGGUGGUAGGCAACCUAAUACCCUUGACUUUCCUUAACCUACCUGAUUACUGAAUCAUAAUAGUAGCUACCAUUUUUUGAGUUCUUCCCUUAUGCUAAGAGCAUUAAUAAUAUAUUGUCUCAUGUUGACAAUGACCCUGCAAGGUAACUCUUGUUUUCUCUGUUCUAUACAAGACACAGUUGAGGCUCAGAGAGGAUAAGCAGCUGCCAGGGUUCCUUAGGUGGUAAGUGGCAGAGCAGUAUUUGAAUGUGGGUCUGUUUUAUGUCACAGCCCGAACUCUCCACGUUGCUGGUUGGUCUCUAGCAGGUUAGGUUAGACUAAGAAACAACGCAGGCACUGGGCCACCUGUGUUCACUGACUCUGUCUCACAUUCACUUGGUGACACAGUGUGACAGAUGAACACUUUACCUUUGUUUACCUGUCAGUCGAGGAUUUGGGAUAUAUGAAGAGAAGGCUCUAUUGCUUCAGCAUAGAGAGCUUUUAAGAGAUACAGUUGUUGGCAAUAGCUUUAAAAUUUUUGUGUGUAGAAAGUUCCAUAAAAUACCAACUAAUAGCUUGAGUGAAGUGACUUCCAAGUUUAAAUGAAUCCUGUCUAGAGUGUACAAGACACCCCUGAGGGUAUAACUGAGGAAGAAUAUCCUGACAUCUUCAUUAUCCCCACUUUGGUUGAAAAUUCAUAGGCUGCAUGCAAAUGAAAUACUAAAAUGAGGUCAGACAUGCUACACAAUAAUACCCUGAUGUUUAUCUCUGGUAACUAAGUCUGCAGAAAAAGACUCAUUUAAAUAAAUCUUUUGGCUCUAAACUCUCCUUACAUGAAACAGCACCGUUUGGCAAAGGCCAAAUCUCUGGUGGUUAUCUCGCUGAGGAAAUUAACAUUUUCAAGAAUGCCAGAGCUAAAGGGAGACACACCUCAAAAAAGACUGAUUCUAUUGGAACUAUAAACAUAGUAUCUUCUGCAGGGUGAGGGAUCCUAUACCUCUCUAGGGCAAGGUCACAGCUUCUACCACCCCCACUUCACCUGCAUUAUGGAUUUGCACAGGGAGGGGUCUUUCUGAAUUUUCCCAUGUUUUGACGGACCGACAAUGUUCCGUUUCUGCUCAGAACUCCCACUUGAAGGAGUUGCCAAGACAUUCUUCUGUUUGUCCAUUAGCAGAGUCAGGGAUGUCUGUCUUCGCAAGCCAGCUGGAAAGCCUUUGAUGGCUUUUAUGUUAUGUUGAAAACAAAAUGUUGUGUUAUUGUGUAAGAGGGAGAUUAUGUGUGUGUGUCAUGGUUUUGUGCUAGUUCUCAUAAAUCCUGUGUCUAAUCCUACUCUCAAGUUGUCAUUUCAUUUGCUAUAAAUGUACCUCACUUGCCCCCACUACCAAAAAAAAAUCUGAUGUUUCUGUUCCA